AUGCACGCGCUAGACCUUGGCAUCUUCAUGCACAUCGUGUCAUGCAUUCGAGUCAUGUACAAGGACGACACGAAAGUGCUGAAGGCUCUUGACAAGGCACUGCAGGAUCUGGGUGAUGCAACCCGCAUCUCGGGAUUCCUCCCUACUACUCUAUCCUUCACCCUCAUCUCUCAAACCAUACCUCUCCAUCCCUCUCUGUUGAUCCCUCCUCCACCCUCUCAUCCCAUCUUGCUUCGCCCUCUCCCUUUUUCUCACUCCCUACUUGCCUAUCUCUUCUCUCCACGCCUACCUCCAUGCAGCUCCCACUUCCUCCCUGGCAACUUCUCCCUGCCCAGCCCAUCAUCCUCCCUCUCCUCACCCACUGCAGCUCCCUCCUCACUCGCUAUUCCUCGACACCGCUCCCCCCUCCCUUGCUACUCCUCCUUGCAGCUCCCCCCUCCCUUGCUACUCCUCCCUGCAGCUCCCCCCUCCCUUGCUAUUCCUCCUUGCAGCUCCAUCCGCCUUCUCACUGGUGCCCUGUUUCGCUCCCUAUCUUGA
Closterium sp. NIES-65 is the source of this 537-nucleotide messenger RNA. The record is from the annotation of a GenBank genome assembly. NCBI's taxonomy places the organism in Eukaryota, Viridiplantae, Streptophyta, Zygnematophyceae, Desmidiales, Closteriaceae.